Messenger RNA from Trichoplusia ni (cabbage looper), 1593 nucleotides. RefSeq names its product alpha-tocopherol transfer protein-like. Bases 243 to 1196 code for a protein of 317 amino acids. Gene Ontology annotation, molecular function: phosphatidylinositol bisphosphate binding. NCBI's taxonomy places the organism in Eukaryota, Metazoa, Arthropoda, Insecta, Lepidoptera, Noctuidae. The record is from RefSeq and is a predicted model, not a curated record. The transcript is spliced from 7 exons. Gene Ontology annotation, cellular component: membrane.
GAUGUAUCAGAUACUCUGCAUAUAUAAUAUUCGAGUCAAGUAUAGCACACGUCAAUCAUAGUCGCGUCGUUAUCGGAUAAGCACAGACAAUGUUUUUGUUAUAGAAAUAAGAUAUUAUUUUCAAAAUUCAGAGGAAAAUUUUGUGCAGUUUCGUUUUGUGAUUUGAGUGUGAAGUUUGUUUUUAAUAACGUACUACUGCAGUCACAAGAAAAGAUUUAGACCGAGAAACAAAUACAGCCACAAUGGAUUACAUAACGGAACCAGAAAACAAAUUGUUCAGGCACGGUCCAGAAGUUAUACAGAAGAUAAGAAAAGAAUAUAAUUUAGAUAAAGAAGAGAGAAGAGAAGAGGCUAUUAGAAUUGUAGAACAAUGGAUCAAAACUCAAGAACAUUUUAUAAAGAAGGAAUAUCCUAAAUCCUAUAUAGAAAAAAGUAUAAUAACCUCAAAAGGAUCCAUAGAAAGGGCGAAGAUGCAGAUAGACAAAAUGUGUACGAUGAGGACUUUGUUGCCAAAAUAUUUCCAAAUAACCAAUAUUCAAGAGAGCGAACUGAUGGAUAUGUUGCAAAAAGGUUACAUCGGAUUGGUACCGCAGCUAACUCAGGAACUGCACAGAGUCAUCAUCAUUAAGAUCAAACCAGAUGCUAACAUUAGUUCUGGAGAUUACACAAUGCUUUUCAAAUUCUUCGUCAUUGUAGCUGAAUAUUUAAAAUCCUACGAUUAUUGUCAAGGAUUUACGAUAAUUGGAGACUGUUACGACGCAAGCGCAGCUGAUGUUUUAUCUAAAGUUAAUCUACUUGAGCUUCAGCAAAUUAUACCUUUAUUCACUGACGGUUUCGGUACAAAAAUAAAAGGAAUUAUUUUUGUAACUGCUUCAAAAUUCAUUGAAGGUUUUGUGAAACUUGUAAAGCCUUUCUUUUCUGAGAAAGUGGCGAACAGGAUACAUGUAGCAACUACGAAGGCUGGUGUCCAGGAGUACAUCCCUAAUGAUAUACUGCCUGAGGAGUAUGGAGGGAAGGGAGAAUCAGUAGAAGUAUUACAUGAUAAACUAGUACAGAGUUUAUCAUCAAAAUCUCACCAAGAACUCCUAAAGGAAAUGAAUGCAGCCUGCACGGACGAAUCGAAGAGAAACCGGGAUAAAUUCAAUGAGAAAUAUAUGGGGAUGCCAGGAACAUUUAGGACGCUGAGCUUAGACUAAGUUAUAGAAAAGAUAAUGACACUGAUUUCAAUGCGUACUAUUGCUAUCUUUUACUUUCAUAAAGAGUAAAAUAAGGACAGCCAUAGUUUUACUUAGAAAUGUUAAACAAUUUUGCAGUAAUAACCAUUUUGCUUCAGCGCAUUUGAUUAUUAACGGAUUUUUGGGUGAAUUUUAAUUGUUUUUUUUUUGACUUCGUAAUUUCUUGUUGUCCUUCUCUAAUUUUAUCAAAUGAAGAAGACACCAAUAUCCUACAUUUAGUUUAAUAUAUGUUCAGAGGGAUCAGAGUCAAUGUCUUCAGGUAGUAUGUGUAUUAGGGUCUAUGUUGUUGCCUAACUAGUGAAUUUCGGGGACAAAAACCAUCCUUAUAGUAAUGACAAUAAAGAGGAUAAUACUGUAA